Molecule: messenger RNA, 714 nt
Organism: Cavenderia fasciculata
Lineage: Eukaryota; Evosea; Eumycetozoa; Acytosteliales; Cavenderiaceae
Exons: 2
Coding region: 1-714 (237 amino acids)
Biological process (GO): menaquinone biosynthetic process; vitamin K biosynthetic process
Cellular component (GO): membrane
Molecular function (GO): prenyltransferase activity
Source: RefSeq, a predicted model, not a curated record
AUGAUCAACUCUUACGUCGACUAUGUCACAGGAGUUGAUGAUCCUAAAACUUCAUCGGAUCGUACACUAUUUGAAAGAGUAUCAGUGUCGACACUUGUCAAAUUCAUAGUGUUUUCUGUAUUGGUCAUGUCCAUCCUAACACAUCUCUUGACACGUCUGUGUAGUGGAGAGACGGAAUGGCUUGGUCGAAUGUUUGUAAUGUCAACACUUGCAUCGUUUUUUACAUCGUUUGCCUAUACACAUUUCAAGUACAUUGCAAUGGGUCAAAUCAUCUACAGCUUUGGUAUCUAUGGUAUCAUGAGUAUCUACUAUUGUCUCUUUGCCAAUCAACCACCCGAUCUAUUAUUCUUCCAACUAUCAACACCCGUCGUUCUUCAAUUGACUACUUGUCUAUUGGCAGGUUAUCAUAGAGAUAUAGAUGAAGAUAAAAAAGCUGGUAUCAAAACAAUUUGUACUAUACUUGGUAAAAGUAACAGUAUCUAUUUUAUUGGUUUUUUAUUUUUUUGUUAUUAUUUAAUGUUAAUAUUUAUAUCAUUGUAUUUUAAAAAUUAUUUAAUGUUGAUUACUUUGAUAUCAGUGGUAGAUGUUUAUCGAUUAUUAAAAAGAGGUUUAAAUGGAUCAACACAAAGGUUUAAUUUUGAAGCUUUUAGAGCUUCUGGUCCAUCUUAUUUUUUAUAUAUCCUUUCUAUUUUAAUUCAUGGAAAGAUUAAUUAA